UUCCCUAAUUCACAGUCUCUCUUUAAACACUCUUUUCACCUAGACACCACCGAAAGACAUACACACUCUCACACAUCCACCAUGCGUUUCUCCUCCACCGCCGCCGUUCUCGCGGCCACCGUCGCCACCGUCGUUGCUGAGGACAAGUACCUCGGCUUCAACUCGGGCGCCACCAACGACCAGGGCAAGGUCAAGACCCUCGAAGACUUCAAGACCGAGUUCAAGUCCCAGCAGGAGCUCAAGGGCGCCCCCGGCAAAUUCAACGCCGUCCGCCUCUACACCAACAUCAAGCCCGGCAGCGAGGACUCCCCCGAGCCCAUUGAGGCCAUCCCCGCCGCCAUCGAGACCAACACCAAGAUGCUCCUCGGUAUGUGGGCUUCCGGCACCACCAACGUGGACAAGGAGCUCGCUGCUCUCAACAAGGCCAUCGAGAAGCACGGCAAGAAGUUCACCGACCUCGUCGUCGGUAUCUCCGUCGGUAGCGAGGAUCUCUACCGUAUCUCCGUCGACGGUAUUGCCAACAAGGCCGGUGUCGGUGCCGAUAUCGAUGUCUUGACCAAGUUCGUCAAGGACACCCGCGACAGCCUCAAGGACACCGACCUCAAGAACACCCCCAUCGGUCACGUUGACACCUGGAACGUCUGGGACAACGGCACCGUUGCCUCCUUCAUCAAGGAAGUCGACUUCCUCGGUGUCGAUCUCUACCCAUACUACGAGAACGGCAAGAACAUCCCCAUGGAGGGCGGCAACGACAUCAAGAACGCUUUCCCCCUCUUUCAGACCGCCAUGAACGCUACCCUCAAGGCCGCCGGCGACAAGCCCGUCUGGAUCACCGAGACCGGAUGGCCCGUCACCGGUGAGAAGUGGGAGCAGGCACAGCCCUCCAAGGAGAACGCCCAAGAGUUCUGGCGCCAGGUUGGCUGCUACUACUUCGGCAAGGUCAACACCUUCUGGUACAUCCAGAAGGACAGCAACCCCGACAACAAGAUGAAGUUCGGUCUCGCUCCCGAGCUCAACGGCGAGCCUCUCUUCGACCUCAGCUGCCCCGACGACAUCAAGCGCCCCACCAACGGCGGCACUGUCAAGGGCGGAAACAACGGAAACAACAGCACCUCGGGCGGAAACAGCACAUCUGGUGGUAACAGCACCUCCAGCGGCAACAGCACCGGUCCCGGAUCCAACGCCCCCAACGGCGGCUCCGCAGGCCCCAAUGCCGGCAGCAACCCCUCCGCUCCCGUAAACUCCAACGCCGGGUCGUUCGUCAAGACCAACGCCGCCGCUUUGGCUCUGUCCAUGGUCUUCGCCGUCGCUGCUUGGGCUUUGUAAAUAUGAGCAUUGUGGAAUAGGGGACCAUGUGGUUGUGCACUGUACAUUGUUACAUGGGAACUCUUGUACCUUCUGGAGGGACGGCUGCUGUUCUUCC
Messenger RNA from Periconia digitata, 1423 nucleotides. The record is from the annotation of a GenBank genome assembly. Lineage: Eukaryota; Fungi; Ascomycota; Dothideomycetes; Pleosporales; Periconiaceae.